Molecule: messenger RNA, 2029 nt
Organism: Manduca sexta (tobacco hornworm)
Lineage: Eukaryota; Metazoa; Arthropoda; Insecta; Lepidoptera; Sphingidae
Product: eukaryotic translation initiation factor 2-alpha kinase 1
Exons: 3
Coding region: 231-1973 (580 amino acids)
Biological process (GO): protein phosphorylation
Molecular function (GO): protein kinase activity; ATP binding
Source: RefSeq, a predicted model, not a curated record
AGAAAUUACGUAAAAAAUAUGGUGGAACGUGUUGUGGUGUGAUUGUAGCGAAUUUGUUUAUUUUGCGUGUUAUUACGAUCUCAUUUAUAGUUUUCCAUAUUAAACCGUACUUAACGUUACAAAAACCACGAUGGCCAUCCUUUAGUCAUGGGUUUUAGAGAUUAUCGCGAGUUAAAAUCGUGGAUACAACAUCACUUUUUUGGAGUGUUUUCGAAGGGUAAAGAAAAACAAUGAAUAAAAGCAAACAGGACAAGUGGAAAGCUUUGGCUACAGUUAAAUCAUUUGAUUUAGGACAUCUUUUCUUUCCAGGGCCAACUCUGAACAGCAACCAUGAAUCAAUCAUCCAGCAGAGCAUGCAACAGAUUGACCUCAUUAAUGCCGCCGCCACCACACCCAUCAGUCUCCUGGUACAGUCCCUGGUCAAACAACUUUGCACACUCCUCGAGAAAGACACCUUGAAGGCCAACCAGCUGUACAACACAAUAUGUGAGAAGCUACACAGCAUGAAGUUGAUAGAUGACUCAUACGCAAUGGGCGAGUUUGAGGCAAUGAGGAGUCAGUACCAACGAGCGUUGUACCAAUUCGUGACAGUCGCAAGCGGAGCAGAAAUCCCCAUUACCUUACCAGCGACCUGGCCCAUAACAGCCGGUUCAGGCCUCGAAUGGUCCAGAUACCAUCGGGAUUUCGAGGAGCUGUACUUCAUAGCUGGCGGUGGGUUUGGAAGCGUCUUUAAAGCUCGACACCGGCUUGACGGUGUUGAAUACGCAGUUAAAAAGGUUUUCAUAAAGUCUGCCAAUGUAAAUUCAAUCAUGAACCAUUUGGCCGAAGUGAAGACAAUAGCAAGUCUCAAUCAUCCGAAUAUCGUUAAUUAUAAAGCGGCAUGGUUGGAACCGAUGAUAGAAUCAACUACGGUGAAAAAAGGCCAUAAAUUCCAAAUGGAUACUGACAGCGACGAGUUCUCCCUCGAUUCCAAACUGAUUUCAUCAGCGCACCCGAAUACGAUAACGUCUUUCAAAACACACAACUCUAAAGAGUUGAAGAAGGAGAAAAGUAUGUCAGAUUUCAGUAUUUCCUUCCAAAACUCAAAUAGUUUCGAAGACCUUACAAACUCUGAUGAUGAAUUAGAAGAAUCCGACACAGACGAUGAUUCCAAAACACCAGAAGAGAACGCCAUUUGUAAUUUGUUCACUGGAGUGGAGUUCGAGAAUUGCUCUCGUAUAAAUCUCAAAUGGGCCACCUUGUACAUCCAGAUGACGUUUUGCCAACAAACGCUGAAGCAGUGGCUCGACGAGCGCAAUAACCACAUGAUAACAAGAAACUCGGAAGACCUGACGCUGCCCUGUGAUUCUCCUCUAGAACAUCACGAUUUCAACUAUCCUGUUGCAUUUACGCACAUAGACUUACUGAUAGACAUGUUCACACAGUUAGUGAGGGGGCUCCAUUAUAUUCAUUCCCGUGGGAUUAUCCACCAUGACAUCAAGCCAAGUAAUGUGUUCGUGGCACCGCAUGAGGGAGGUCUUUUGGUACAGUUGGGUGAUUUUGGCCUUGCCUGUCCGCUGCAGCAGUCGCAUUCUGGAUUGGUGCUUGGGACGCAGUUGUAUGCUGCGCCUGAGCAGUUGGAAGGGCAGUGUAAUCCUAAGAGCGACAUGUACAGCCUCGGGAUAAUACUUCUAGAGAUGGUGGAGCCCUUCGUCACCAACAUGGAGCGAGUAAAGACCAUCACCGACCUUCGGAAGGGCCAGAUUCCAGCACACCUCACUGCCAACUAUCCCAAAGUAGCCCAUAUCAUAGGAAAACUGGUCCAGCGAAGACCAGCUAAGAGACUAGAUUGUGCCCAACUCUUAGAGGAAUUGAAAAACUUAAAAGAAAACAAGGACGAGACCAUCAGGUUGUUGAAGGAAGAAUUGGUGGCGAAGGACGAAGAAAUCGCAAAAUUGAAGAUGAUGCUCGCGAAACUUAAUUAUAAUUCCUAAUGUGUGAUUGUGUGUGAGAUUGUAAGUUAAUAAUUAAUUAUAGUAUUUUUUCUACU